This is a messenger RNA of Owenia fusiformis, 1182 nucleotides long. Lineage: Eukaryota; Metazoa; Annelida; Polychaeta; Sabellida; Oweniidae. The record is from the annotation of a GenBank genome assembly.
AUAUUUCUCUUCGAACAUUUGAAUAAGAUAAAUAUUUUGAAUGUUUCACUCUUAUCAUCCUAGAAUCAAGUAAUUAAAAGUACAAAUAUAUACCUAAGACCACUACUGCAACAAAAAAUCUUAAAUAAAUGACAUUUCUAAUGCCCCAUGUAACCACACUUUGAAGUUUCUAGGGGGAAGUUCAAAAAGUUUGAAAAUGGAAGAAAAAUCAAAAUUUGAUCAACUUCCAACGCAUCUUUUGAUCCAAAGGCAGCUAGAAGAUGUUAUACGGACCCAGCAGACUGCGUGUGAUGCAUUGAAAGAAACAAGUGUCAUAAAGGAAGAGAUGGUACCAAGGAGUGCAUAUGAUGAUGUUCUGAGAGAGCUUGAGACAGAGAAGAUGGCCCAUGCUAACACCAAUGCACGACUCAUGGAGACUCAGGAUAGACUGGAGUUUGCCUUGGGUGAAAUAGAAAUCCUUUCUAAACAACUUGAGAGAGAAAAGCAACAAUUCUCAAAAACAUUCGGCCUGUUGAAGACAAAGGCGUUAAAAGAAACAACUAAAAACAUAAAGCUAGUCAACAAAUGCACAGUUAUUGAACAACAAUGUGAAAAACAGGAGGAUGUCAUAACUGAUAAACAAGACGAACUCCAAAAACUUUCAAAAAAAUUAAAGGACCAAGAAGAAAUCCACAAAAAAACAAUAAAUGAGUUAGAAGUCCAAAGACAACAAGAACUUUAUAUAUCAAGGAUGCUAGAAGGAUCAAAUGACUCUAAAACAUCAAAACGAAAAAAUAAUUUAAAGGCAAAACCAAAGAAUAGCUAGCUAUCAUAUUAAACAAGCCUGAUGAAAAUGCUGAUAUAAACUGAACAAUAAUAUAAAAAAGUGUACCGUUUACUCUAACUGUAUGUAAUUCCAGAUAAUAACGCAUUUGCACUGGAUUCAAAUUCUAAAAAUAACAUCAACCACAAUACAUUUGAUGUUGUGCAAAGUAAUGUAGUAAUGGGGAACUGAAUAAUGGAUGGACAAAUCCAUUAUUCAUCAUUGUUGAGAAUUAUGAUUCUUGAGAUUCUCUUGUCGUAGUAACAUCAUGUCUUGCCAUAGUGACAUGAGACAAUUAAAUUUCAGGAAUCAUGAUCGACUGUUUUGAAAACAAUUGUAUGUGAUAAAGAUAACAAUUAAAGCAAUAAAAACAUAUUUAU